Messenger RNA from Colossoma macropomum (tambaqui), 2870 nucleotides. Its product is annotated as N-acyl-aromatic-L-amino acid amidohydrolase (carboxylate-forming) A-like. The record is from RefSeq and is a predicted model, not a curated record. Gene Ontology annotation, molecular function: hydrolase activity, acting on ester bonds; aminoacylase activity. Lineage: Eukaryota; Metazoa; Chordata; Actinopteri; Characiformes; Serrasalmidae.
GUUGUCCUGUGUGUUUUUUCCUUCUCGCUACUCUGAGAUCAGUAUGCUGUGCAUCUUAGAAUGACUGCGGUUGUUUUUUGAGAAAGGAAGACUGACCCCAGGUCUAUCCAGAGCUGCCCAGUGAAGAGAGUUACUGUUACAGCUGGGUGAAAAAUGAUCCAGGGUGGUGGCCAUAUGAGGAAGUACACUGGAGGAGAGGGAAGGGGUGGAGAUAGGAACCUGAGGAAGCUCUUAGUGAAGCGCUAGUGUUAGUGUUGGCGUGUGUGGGUGUAGAGGUCAAGUAGCAGAAUGGGUGGCGGAGAGUGUGUGUCCACCCUGAAGGCGUGCAUGCGUGGUGUGUGUAUGCAUGGGGGGGUGACGUAUAUCGUGGUGCAUUGACUUUGUACGCAUAGCAGUCUAGUCUGAUUUAGCAAGCUAGCUGCAGUAGUGGGUCACUGCUGAUUUAAAUUUGUAGCUUGUGCACGCUUGCUCUUUAGUCGCAAGUCACUGUAGGUUCAAAGGUCUGCGGUUGCCUUGUGUAACUUCAAAAACACGGCAAGACAAAGGCUGGGAAGUCUGUCUCUCACUACUAGCGCAUGCUUGUGUAGCUGCAAACAGUUAGCGGUUGCUUGCAGAGUGAGUGGGCGGACAUAGAGGAGACGAUGGAGCUGAUCACUUUACCGGCCCUGCGCCGCAUGGCUGUUUGCGGUGGUACCCAUGGCAAUGAGAUGUCAGGAGUUUUUCUGGUCCCUGAGCUCGAGAGACAGAGGAAAGAGAAGGGGGAUGCAAUAUGGCCUGUUCCUUUGACCACGGUGCUGUCCAACCCUCGAGCCACCAAAGAGUGCAAGCGAUAUGUGGAUAAGGACCUGAACCGCUGCUUCACCAAUACUAUCCUCAGUUCUCCCAUCACAGACUCCACUCCUUAUGAAGUUCGGAGAGCUCAGGAGCUGAACUCUCUGUUGGGUCCUAAACAAACCGAUGAUGCCGCAGACCUGAUCUGUGACCUCCAUAACACCACUGCUAACAUGGGCCUCACCGUCAUCUCCUACUCACACACCAACUGGAUCUGCCUGCACAUUUUCAAAUACCUGCAGGAAAAAAUAACCACAGUGCCUGUGAGACUGGUCUUGCUGAAUAUUCCAAUCUGCGAUGCUUAUUCUUUGGAGUCCCUGUCCAAGUAUGGCAUUAGUUUAGAGGUUGGCCCACAGCCACAAGGCGUCGUCAGGGCAGACAUCUUUAAUGCCAUGAAGGAGGGAGUUAAUGCCGUUCUGGACUGGGUUAAAAACUUCAACUCAGGAGAAGUAAUUGAAGGAGGGGAUGUGGAAGCUUUCAUGUUUGAAAAGAGUGUAGAUUACCCCCGAGACCCAGAGACUAAGACCCCCUCAGCUGCCGUCCACCCUCAACUGCAGGAUCGAGACUUCUGUCUCCUCAAACGUGGAGAUCCCAUGUUCCUCACCUUCUCUGGAGAGACAGUGAGGUACGAAGAAGAAGAGCCACUCCAUCCUUUCUUCAUAAACGAGGCUGCUUACUAUGAAAAGGGAAUUGCCUUCCAUCUGGCUCAAAAGAGGACCUGGACUAUUCCGAGCAUACAAGCAAAGAAAGAGUGAGAGAGAUUCUAAAGAGGGGUCAUGAAAACAGGGGUGCAGGAGACGAUCUACGCACAAAAAUGCCAAAAUCAUGUCUUAAUUUAGUAGAUCGUGUGAGUUUGAGCAGCAGAAAACACUUGUAACUGCAUAAACGUGUCACCAGUUUGUAGAUCGGCUCAUGUUAAUUGGGAAUCUGUAAUUUAUGCGCUGUCAUGUGAAUCAUGAAUUUGCAUAAUUAACACCCCUCUCUUACUAAUGCCAUGUAAAGUCAGAAACCCGGCCUUAUUAAGUCAUUUUGCAGGGAUAUUGACAAUAUUGCAAUGUUAAAGGGCCCAUAUCUUACUCUUUUACAUUGUAUUUCUUCCCCCGAGGUCAUAAUUCAUUUUUAUAUGACAAUUUCCAACCUCUCUUUAUCCCUUAGAAUUAAACAGCCUGUUUUUUUUUUUACCAUGCUUUAUAUGUAAAUGAGCCCUGUUCUGAUUGGCUGCCCUGUACUGUGUAUUUUUCACAAACAAGGGCUGAAAUACUUCCCAAUAUGGGCCUUUUAAAUAAUAGCCUUAACAGACAAUUUAUAUGAAAGUUAAUAUUCUAGUAAUUAAAUUAAAAAUUUUAGUUUGAGUUUUAUAUCCAAUUUAUUUUUUUCUUGCUUUUGCAUACGACAGACUACUUGCAUUUGACUCAUUAGACUGCUCCAAACUUUUAUCCUCGGCCUAAAAAAAAAUUCUGUUUCUUUUUAGAUAGUCCCCCAUAGAUUAACUACUGAUGUAGUUGUUAACGAAGUAACUGUUGAAAAUCUGAAUUGAUUCUAAACGGUGGUGGGGUUAGAGUUUGUAUUUGGACCAGGGUUAGGGCUAGGACCAGGGUUGAGGUUAAGGUAAGCCAGGUUUAGAGUUUAAAUUAUGGUCAGUUUAAUAGAUCUUACCUGAAUGUAACUUGAAAGCAAAUUAAGUAUCUACAAAGCAUCUAAAGUGGACUGUCCAAAUAAUAGUGUUGCCAAGAAUUCCAAUUACAAUAGUACUUAUGAAAGCAGCGAGUAUGACUUGGUGCGUGCAUGAGGCCUAAUGUAUUUGAUAAUUUGAUCCUCAGUACCGAUGUUCUCUUACAAACCACAACCUUAGGUAUAUUAAUCUUCUAAUACUGUGAUUAUUAUAGGCAUUAUUAUAGAUGGUACGAUCAGUCAGUUUUCUAUAAGAUGCCCUAUAAAGUGUAAUGUAUCACUUGAAACGUACAAUUUUAAACAUAACUUCAUUUUUACACUCAAUUCUUCACCAAAUGAAGUCACCAAAUAAAUAUUCCACUAGAAAA